GGGUCGUGACCCAUAACGAAAAGCAUACGUUUUUCUUAAUUCUUUUGGGGAAUACUAUUUUGACUGCCCCGCCAUCUUUUUAAUUGCAUCCCCUUCUACCAGAUUCUAAAUAUCUUUACUUAUAUUCCUCUCUUUCACCUUCAACACUAGAAAAUUGUGUCUUCCCUUCUAGAAAAUAAGGACCCACUGACAUUUCUCCGAGCUACGAUAGCAAAACCAUGGGAACAUCUUUGACGGCGCUGAGGGAGAGAAACGCGGCAGAGUUGGCAGAGCUUAACCGCCUCAUGGAUUUGGCCGCCGAGGAGGAGAGAAAGGGGAAUAGGGCCAAGCAACUGGGACUUUACGACGAGGCCAUCGUUCAUUAUCAAAAGAGUAGUGGUACUCUUUUGUUUAAGGCCUUAUGUUGUUCAUAUAGGCUUCCCUUGCUCUCCAGGAAAGAAGUGGAGGCUCUUCGAGAGCAGAUACUGAAAAAAUCAACGCGUGUCUCGAGGAUGUUGAAGUUGUUACGUGAUCGGCAACCAGCAGGAGGCGUGGUACCAACGCAGUUGCCACCAAACAUUAAUAUCAACCACAACGGAGGAGGAGGAGGCGGCGGUGGUGGCGGGGGUAAUGGAGGAGAUGGUAGCAUACAAAUGGUUUAUAUGUACAAUUUCUACGGGAACGGAGACGAGAUCUAAUCCUCCUGAUAGAAGAGGAUGAACAUUAAAAUCUUCGCUUUCAGGUUGUAUUUUUUGUUCUAUUAUAUAUUUGUGUGUACUUUGGUUUGCCAUCUUGAUGGGAAUAAAUGGAAGCUUAAUUUGGCUUUUAAUUUAUUUUCUUUCUUUUAUAUAGUUUAUCAAUUGUAUGUUUUUAAUUUGGUAAACAGUCAUAUUGUUCUAUUUA
This is a messenger RNA of Asparagus officinalis (garden asparagus), 882 nucleotides long. RefSeq lists its product as uncharacterized. The record is from RefSeq and is a predicted model, not a curated record. NCBI's taxonomy places the organism in Eukaryota, Viridiplantae, Streptophyta, Magnoliopsida, Asparagales, Asparagaceae. The coding region runs from base 219 to 677 and encodes 152 amino acids. The transcript has 3 exons.